AUGGCAUCUUUACAUAUCAAAUCCAAAUUUGAUUCAGAAUUUCGACGUUUUUCACUUCCAAUUAAUACAGAAAAUUUUAUGAGUUAUUUAGAAUUUCGUGGUUUUAUUGAAACAAUUCAUUCAUUACACAACAUUCCUUUUACACUUUCAUACACAAGUUAUUCUGGUGAUUUACUUCCAAUUACUAAUAAUGAUAAUUUUCGAAAAUCACUUGAAUCCUCACGUCCAUAUCUUCAAUUAUUGAUACAACGAAAAGGAGAGUCUUGGGAAGAAAAGUACGGUUAUGGGACGGAAUCUGCAGAUAAACGGCGUCGUGGACUAGCAUCUGUGCUUAUUCCUUCGAAUGCUGGAAGAGACAAACGAAAUUAUAAUAUUUCUAAUCCUGAGGAUUUUCGACAGGUUGCUCAAGUUAUUGAUGUGGAUAUUGUGCCUGUAACUCAUCGUCGAGUACGUUUAUGUAAAUAUGGAAGUAAUGACCGUUCUUUGGGUUUUUACAUUCGUGACGGUACUUCACUCCGAAUGACUUCACAAGGACCAAUUAAAUGUGAUGGAAUAUUCAUUUCACGAUUAUUGGAUGUGGACUUGCAAGCUCGACUGGUCUUUUAG
This is a messenger RNA of Meloidogyne enterolobii, 606 nucleotides long. Lineage: Eukaryota; Metazoa; Nematoda; Chromadorea; Rhabditida; Meloidogynidae. The record is from the annotation of a GenBank genome assembly.